Messenger RNA from Pocillopora damicornis (cauliflower coral), 2947 nucleotides. Its product is annotated as protein sidekick-1. The record is from RefSeq and is a predicted model, not a curated record. Gene Ontology annotation, molecular function: protein binding. Lineage: Eukaryota; Metazoa; Cnidaria; Anthozoa; Scleractinia; Pocilloporidae.
AAACAUGAUUGCUCAAUUGCAGCUCCUUCACAACCGCCCUCUCAGUUCACUGUAUUUGUGAACUCUUCAACCAGCAUCACAGCUUCAUGGCAGUUACCUCCAGUAGGCUCCAGACAUGGAAUCGUCAAAGGAUAUAAAAUAUUCUAUAAAAAGAAAGGCUCAGGUUUUGCAACCACCCUGACACUAGACAAUGGAAACACGUCAAGAAGAGUUACCAAGCUUGAUGAAUACACUGAAUAUGAAUUUCAAGUGUUGGCCUUCACUUCUGCUGGUGAUGGACCAAACAGUUCUUCUGUUUUCAGAACAACAAUGGAAGAUGCUCCUAGUGCACCUAUAUCUUUGUCUUCUGUUGAUGUGCCACCCAGCAAUUUGCAUGGUCCAAAAAUAACCUUAACCUGGAGCGAGCCUGCAGAGCCAAAUGGAGUUAUCAGAAGUUACACUUUGUUUUACAGCCACGAUGGAGUUGCACCAAGAGAGAUUUCUGGAAUAGGCAAAGAUGCAUUGAAUCACACACUCGAUGUGUUAGGUGGAGUGACUUAUCGGUUUGAUGUCAGAGCUGUGACAAUUAAACCUGGACCAAAUAGGACGAUUACUGUAAUGUCCAGGGAAUAUGAGCCCAGUCGUGGACCAGAAGGGAUAUCCUCAUCCGCAGUGAACUCCAGAAAAAUCAAUAUAACUUGGCUUGGACUGUCAAGGGAAGUAGCCUAUGGCACUAUCAUAAACUAUGAAGUCAGGCUUAGUGUAGAAGAAAACUGUACAGAGAUUCAGUCUUCAUAUCCUUCAACUAUUAACACCACCGCUACUUAUAUUCUCGUAACUGGACUCUCCUUGUGUGCCAAGUAUGCAGUGUCUGUAAGAGGCUACACUGCAGUGGGGCCCGGACCCUAUAGCAGAUCUGUUAUGGAACAGAUAUUUCGUAAUCCCGUCAUCAAAGACCUCCCAAAAAAAACCGUUGUAGCACUCAACGAACUGGUAGUGUUGACAUGUGAGGUAAAUGGAGACUCUGAAGUUUCUGUAACCUGGACUAAGGAUGGACUCACCAGUAUACCUCGCGCUCAGUUCAAAAACAGUGGCAAAAUACUUGUUAUACAGAAUGUUGUUCCUGGUGACAGUGGCGUUUAUGAAUGCAUAGCUAUGAACAGAUUUGGAGACAGCCGUACAGCUUCGACGCUCAUUGUCGCUGUUCCACCUAGCAUUAUAAAAGAAGUUUCGCCUUCUUCAGUGAUGUGUGAAAAGCAAACUCCGUGUCUUGUCUCGUGUCAAGCAACAAGUUACAUUCCAUUUAACUACUCAUGGACGAAAGAUGGCCAGGUUCCCACUGGUGAUGGCAUCAAGUUAAUGAAUAACAGUAUCAUUGUCACGCCACGGGAUGCACAAGAUUAUGGACAGUAUGUGUGUCACGCUACAAACAGCUUUGGAUCAACAAAGUACCAAAUCACUCUACUUGCUCCUAAGGAUACUCAACAUAAUGACGGAACACAAAGCAUCCUUCUAGCUAUUGUCAUCGCAUUGUGUUGCCUUGUGGUUGUGUCACUCAUUAUGAAUGGUGUGUUCAUAUGGCAGCGGAGACGAGCUGUCAAAUCUUCACCCGAUCAACAGUCAAGCGAUCAACAAGCUUCAGUCCCAAGUUUAUAUAUGGAACUCAAACCCAGGCCUACGAACCAGCAGUCUCAUGUACCAACUGAGUAUCAGUCGUUACCGGAAAAACCCGGAAAUCCCGGAUAUUGCAAUGUGGUAUUUCAGAGAGAAAACGGUGGGAAACAAAAUGAUGAAAUCUAUGAGGAAAUAUGAAAACCCUACAGAAGAUGUUCUUGUCUCGCUAAAAGGAGCUUUGAGUACUUUGGUAAUACUAUACACGGCACGCAUUUGAAGUUUCGACCUACUCACCGUUGUCACGGUUACUGUUACUUUCAUGAUUUCGCGUACGGUGCGGUUAUCUAUCAUCUAUGAAGAGAAAACAUGUGAUCACAAUUGCUUCCUCAGUAGAUGCAGCUAGGGAGUGCAGUCUGUUUACUUCAAGAACAGACAUUGCUGCAAUUGGUUUCUCAUCAAAGUACUUUCAUGGUCAUUUUAAGGUAGUGGAGCCUUACGGGCCUCCUUAGCUUGUAACAACCUUCGAUUGAGUCAAUUCGAAUUCAAUACUAAAAUCUUUGUUAUAUUUACAUGUAUCCACGUGACUACCGUAUAUAUUUUGCGUUUGAUUUGUGUAAAAUGCUUUACGAGGAAUCACAUAUACCUGGAUCGAAGCAUUUAGUUUUAACCUCGAACGAGAGGUAAAUGAAAUUCUAAACUUUGGGUGAGGUUCCCAAAUUAAACAAAACUCUUAAAAGACGAUCACACGUAAAAUUACUCUGCAUAACAAAACCUUAUUAAUUUUUUUUCAAUCUUCUGUUAGCAGCAUGAAAAUUUGAAUUUAAGUCAUGGUGGGUUCUGAGCCAGAAGUAACAAUAAAAAUAGAAAAUAAUUAGUGGACAUGUUUAGAGUCAUUAGAUGUAAACAUGGAGCAAAGCGUUAAAACUUGAUAGUUUUAGCUACCAUUGAAAGUUGUUCCUUAUAUUUUACCUUUUAAAGAGGGUUCUACAGUUUGAGUCGUUUACGGGAAAUUAGGAACGUUGUAAAUGUAUUUUUAUAAACAGGAAAUUCUUCUUCACUUUAAAUACAAUAUAUUGUUGUUCACUUUUACCCUAAGGCAAUGCAAUAAUGUUAGACUACAGAAUAUUAGUGUUCAGUGUUUGUAGAUAACUGUAUAGGAGAUUGUAGAGCGUUUGCACUUCAUAAACAAUUUUUAAGAUAAUAGAGUAUUUACGAAUUGAAGAAAAUGCUUGGUAAGAUUUUUCCAAGGUAAUAACAUAUGAAUAAGUAUUAAAUGUACAGAAGUAACAAAACAAUUGUAGAUAAUGGAGUAAAACGUUUUCACGAAAAGACGUAUCUGACCUUGGCAUACCAA